Eriocheir sinensis (Chinese mitten crab) is the source of this 3951-nucleotide messenger RNA. RefSeq names its product translocating chain-associated membrane protein 1-like (gene TRAM). The record is from RefSeq and is a predicted model, not a curated record. The coding region runs from base 98 to 1162 and encodes 354 amino acids. Gene Ontology annotation, cellular component: endoplasmic reticulum membrane. Gene Ontology annotation, biological process: SRP-dependent cotranslational protein targeting to membrane, translocation; protein insertion into ER membrane. The transcript is spliced from 8 exons. Lineage: Eukaryota; Metazoa; Arthropoda; Malacostraca; Decapoda; Varunidae.
CCUUAGUACAACAAGUGACAGGUCGAGGGAGGCUGAGCGAACCAGCAGCGGCGGCGGUCGACCCUUUCUCUCUCUCCCCGGACCUCAAGACCUCACCAUGGCGCUCAAGGGCGUGCGUAAGGCCAGCAAGAACCCGCCGGUGCUGAGCCACGAGUUCGUCAUCCAGAAUCAUGCGGAUAUCGUGUCCUGCGUUGCAAUGGUGUUCGUCCUCGGCCUCAUGUUCCAGGCCACAGCACCCCUCGCCUCGGUCUUCAUUGCCCUCCAGCACAACGCCAGCGACCCCGAGACCCUGCCCUCCGCCGACACACCCAUCACCUACACCUACGGCUCCAGGGACGCGGCGGCUGUCUUCUUCUACUGCCUCAUCUCCAUAGUCAUGCACGCCAUCAUACAGGAGUACAUACUGGAUAAAGUAAACCGCAAGCUUCACCUCAGCAAAACUAAGCACAGUAUGUUCAAUGAGUCCGGCCAGCUGUUGAUCUUCACUGCUGUGUCCGCCGCCUGGGGCAUCAACAUCCUCGUAAAGGACAACCUCUUCCCAGACAUCACAAGCCUAUGGGCGGGAUAUCCCGAGGGUCACGCCCAGAUGUCGUUCAUGCUCAAAUUCUUCUUCUUGGUCCAGAUGUCAUACUGGCUCCACUGCUACCCUGAACUCUAUUUCCAGAAGACCAAGCGCGAGGAGAUGUCCGCCAAGAUCCAGCACGCAACACUGUACCUAAUCUUCUGCACCGCUGCCUACGUCCUCAACUUCACCCACGUGGCGCUGGUGCUGCUCACCCUGCGCUUCAUCGAGGAGGGCCUGCACCACAUCUGCCGGCUCCUGUACUUCGCCGAGAAGGCCCAGGCUGCCUCCACUGGGUUCCGCAUAUGGAAUGUUGUGUUCGUGUGCUGCCGGCUAGCCUCCAUCAUCAUCACCAUCCUCACCUUCCACUACGGCCUGGGCAGCGCUGAUGACCAGACCCUCGACACUGCCGCUGGGAACUUCAACACCCCCUUCAUCAGGCUCAACGCGCUGGUGGCCGUGUGUCUGGUGCAGGCGUGGAUGAUGUGGAACUUCAUCCACUUCCACCUGCGUCAGAUGAGGGAGCGGCAGGCGGAGCAGCUGGCCCUCAAGAAGAAGAUGGCGGAGCGGAAGAGUCGGAAGGGGCGCCGUGAUGACUGACCUUUCUUGUUUGCAGCCAAAAGGAGCUCAGAGGAGGACUUCAGCGAACUGCCCGAGGUGGACCAGCAGACACGCCGACGCAAGUAAACAGCCAGGCAAACAAGAGUAAACAAUAGCAAACAAGAAAAUAACCCAGUAAACAAGGGUAAACAAGAGCAACCAGCCAGUGAGGAAGACAAGUUAAGGGUGCAGCAAACAAAAAUAAAGUAAGCACAAGUAUUCAUAGAGUAAACAAUGUAAACAACCCAGGCAAACAAGUGUAAACAAUAGUAAACAGGAGUAACCGACCAGGGAAGAUGAUAGUUAAAGUACAAGACCAAAAAAUGAGGUAAACAAUAUUGAGUUUAAGUACUGUAAACAAUGUAAACAACCCAGGCAAACAAGAGUAAACAAUAGUAAACAGGAGCAACCAACCAGGGAAGAUGAUAGUUAAAGUACAAGACCAAAAAUGAGGUAAACAAUAAGGAGUUUUAGUAGUAUUAACAAUGUAAACAACCCAGGCAAACAAGUGUAAACAAUAACAAACAAGAGCAACCAGGCAGUGAAGCAGACAAAGUUAUGGUACAAGACAAAAGAUAAGGUAAACAAUAAGGAAUAUAUGUACUGUAAACAAUGUAAACAACCCAGGCAAACAAGUGUAAACAAUAGUAAACAAGAGCAACCAGGCAGUGAAGCAGACAAAGCUAUGGUACAAGACAAAAGAUAAGGUAAACAAGAAGGAAUAUAUGUACUGUAAACAAUGUAAACAAGGUGUGGAGAAGGAACAUUUGGUGCUGAUUCAAAGCUCAAAUUUAGAUGUUACUUUAAAUGGAUGUAAACAAUAAGUGUGGACAGGUAUGAACAUGUUAGAUGGGUGUAAACAACUAAUGUAAACAAUGCCAUAAACAACCAGGCAAGACAUCAGAGUCAAACAGUAAUAUUGUAAAACCUGAAAUAUCUUAAACAGACACAAACAAAUGGAUGUAAACAAGUAAACAAGUAAACAAUCAACAAAGACACUUAAUGCACAAACACACCAUUUAAGGUUAAGAAAAGUAAACAAAUGAAUAAACAGUUGUAGACAAACUUAAGAACAUAAUCUCAAACAACAUAAACAAGCAAACAAUUACUGUAAACAACUGUAGACAAGUGAUAGAUGAAGUUGCAGGACCAUAAAUCAUAUUAAACAAGGAUAAACAAGUGUAAACAAUUAUAAACAAGCAUUUACAGGGAAAAUAAGAUAUAAACAAAGCUAUAUCAAGUGUAAACAAUUAUAUAAAGCACUAUAAACAAGCAGAAAAUAAAUAAACAAGACAAGAAUCAAGUCAAAAGUGUAGACAAUUAUAAACAACCAUUAGGAGGCAAGACAUGACAGUAAACAAAGCUGAAUCAAAUGCAAACAAUUAUAUAAACAACAAUAAACAAGUGGAAAAUAAAGAAAAGACCACAAAUCAAGCUAAACAAGUAAACAAUUGCAAACAAGAGUAGAAGUCAACUGAGCUAAUCAUGACAUAGUGCAAACAAGUACAUAAACAAAUGCAGACAAUAAUUCAAGCAAGCAAACAGGAAUAAUUAACUUACUUAAGCAAUAGAAGGCAAACAAAAAUAAACAACAGCAAUAAAUAAGGAGUCUUUGAGCAUCCAGGCUUAGGUAAACAAUUUAUGAGCAAUGCAAACAAGCCGGUAAGCAAGAAAGGGUUAACUGCAGGUGCAAACAAGUUCGAUAAGUACCAUUCAAACAAACUAAACAAGUAAAUAAUCAUAUAAACAAGAGCUGCAAACAAGGUGUAGGUUAAUCUGGUUCUCUUUCAAGCAAGUAAACAACAUGCAAACAAGGCAAUAAGCAAGUAAACAAAUAUAUAAAAAAGAGUUGCUAAAUAUAUGUAAAUGAUUUUUAUAUUUCUAUUCAAGUAAACAAAUAGAAUAUCCACAAACAAGGAUCUUAGGAAGUAAACAAAAGCAAACAAGAGAAGUAAACAAGAUAUAAACAUGUAAGCAAUUCACAUUUCAGUAAACAAACAUUAUUCUUGAACUUGAGGGUAAACAAGCUACUUAAACAACAAUUGAAAGCAAACAACAAAUGCAAACAAGACAAACAACUAGUCUGCCAUUUCCAUUAACAAAAGUAAACAAUAUCCACAAAAUCAAAGGACAAACAAGGAUUAUAAACAGUAAACAAAAGUAAACAAACCCAAACAAGAGAUGUAAACAAGAUAUAAUCAACCAGUAUCCCAUUUCUGUUAAAAUAAGCAAACAAUAUCCACAAAAUCAAAGGACAAACAAGGCUUAUAAACAGUAAACAAAGGCAAACAACAUAUGUAAACAAGUGCAAACAAUCAGUAUAUACAUUCUUAUCCACUCAGUCCAUAGCAAACAAGAGUAAACAAGAUGGAUAAACAAUAGAUAAGCUUGUGAAUAUAGGAAUGCAAACAACUCAACAUACACUGUAAACAACUAGAUUCUUAUUCAGUCUAGCAUAUGCAAACAAAACCAGAGUAAACAGAAGGUGUAAACAAGCUUGUGGUAAAGGUAGGAAUGUAAACAACUCGAUGUCAAUGUAAACAAGGUGUAAACAAUGGGUAAACAAGCUCAUGGUGAAGGUAGGAAUGUAAACAACUCUGAUAUCAAUGUAAACAAGAGUGUAAACAAUGGUGGUGGUGGUGGUGGUUAUGGUGUAGACAAUAUUUUGGUGGAGGUGAAUAUAUUGUUUGUAUCUUAAUUGGUAAAGGUCUCUCUCUCUCUCUCUCUCUCUCUCUCUCUCUCUCUCUCUCUCUCUCUCUCUCUCUCUCUCUCUCUCUCUCUCUCUCUCU